Rosa chinensis is the source of this 1076-nucleotide messenger RNA. Its product is annotated as ras-related protein Rab5. Gene Ontology annotation, molecular function: GTPase activity; GTP binding. Lineage: Eukaryota; Viridiplantae; Streptophyta; Magnoliopsida; Rosales; Rosaceae. The coding region runs from base 264 to 809 and encodes 181 amino acids. The record is from RefSeq and is a predicted model, not a curated record. The transcript has 8 exons.
GGUCAAAGCCUCAAAGGCUAAUCAAGUGCUCACAUUGCCUGGAAACAGCAAAACGGAUACCACAAUAGCAAGUCCCGUGUACAACUUUUCUCUCUCAUUGAUUCUCAUUACAGUGCCUUUGCUUGGUUUUCACUUUAUUUCAAACUGAUAGAAGUCUCUCCAUCCAUACAUCCUGUGUUUGAGAAAUCUGAUCGUGUAAGCGAUUAUGGCAAGAACAGGCAAUAAGAACAUACAAGCCAAGCUGGUGGGUGCUUCUUGGGGACAUGGGAGCUGGGAAAACAAGUUUGGUAUUGAGAUUUGUCACAGGAAAAUUUUUGGAGUACCAGGAAUCAACUAUUGGAGCAGCUUUCUUUACUCAGGUUCUGUCAUUGAAUGAAGCUACCAUAAAAUUUGAUAUAUGGGACACAGCAGGUCAGGAACGUUACCAUAGCCUGGCUCCAAUGUAUUACCGCGGCGCUGCUGCAGCUGUUGUGGUCUAUGAUAUCACAAGCAUGGAGUCAUUUAUACGAGCAAAGAAGUGGGUUUUUGAAUUGCAAAGACAAGCAAAUCCAACUUUAAUAAUGUUCUUAGCUGGAAACAAGGCUGACUUGGAAGAGAAGAGAAAAGUAGGGUCUGAGGAAGGUGAACAAUAUGCUAAAGAAAAUGGCUUGGUAUUUCUUGAAACAUCUGCAAAAACUGCACAGAAUGUGAAUGAGCUCUUUUAUGAAAUAGCAAAAAAAUUGGCUAAGGCUACCCCCUCUCGUCAGACUGGGAUAAAAUUGCACAGCAGAUCACAACCAAGCAGCAGGAGAUAUUGUUGCUCUGUAUGAUGCCCUCCCUAUUUAAAGGUUUGUGAUCUAUUUCAAGGACCCUGGUUCAACAAGAUGGAAAGCUGAUUGUGGCGCAUUGAUGCAUCAGUAUGAUGAUGAAGACCCAUCUGGAAACUUGUUACGUAUUUGAAUCUCGUUUCUGUACAUUAUAAAAGUAUUAUCUCAUUACCAACAACAUUGCCUUUGUUACAGUACUCAGUGAUGUUCAUUGAUGUGCAAGAGUGAUUCUGCAGCCUAAUAAUGAGAACAGAAUAUCGCAAACAAAAA